AUGGAACUCGCUUUGAGCUUAGGAGACACGUCCAAGCCCUUCUCUUUUCUCGACAAGCCAGCCAAUUUACCCUCCAAGGAUCCACCUGGCUUCUGCAUAGCGCCGGGGAAAGGGUUUGAGGACAAACGAUGUGAUGCUGAGAAAAGGGGUUCUUCAGAUCCACCAGUUCAACUUGAUCUUCUUCCUUUCACUCCGGUUCUCAGAUCCCAACCACCCUCUCAGCUUCGCAUCCCUUGGCUCGCCGAAGCAUGUGGUGGCACGGCGAGGGUGUUGGAUGUGAACCUUUUUCCGGUGGCGGCGGAGGACGGCGAUGACGGGACGUCGCUGUCGUCGCCGAGCAGUGCGGUGUCGCCGUUUCAGAUGGAUUUCAGCAUGAGAAACGGUAAUGCAGAGGUUGGAGGAAGAAACAAGAGGGAACAACUCGAGGGUGAAGGUACCAGAGCGAGUGAUGACGAAGAAAAUGGCUCAACGCGGAAGAAACUCAGACUCUCCAAAGAACAAUCAGCUUUUCUCGAAGAAAGCUUCAAAGAACACACCACCCUCAAUCCCAAGCAGAAACUUGCGUUGGCUAAACAGUUGAAUCUUCUUCCUCGUCAAGUGGAGGUUUGGUUUCAGAACAGAAGGGCAAGGACAAAGUUGAAGCAAACAGAAGUGGAUUGUGAGUAUUUGAAGAGAUGCUGUGAAACUCUAACAGAAGAGAACAGAAGGUUGCAGAAGGAGCUUCAAGAACUUAGAGCCUUGAAAACUUCUCAACCAUUCUACAUGCAGCUUCCAGCCACCACUCUCACCAUGUGCCCCUCUUGUGAAAGGGUUGCCACAAAUUCCACCACAACUAACCAAACUUCUUCCACUAUCAACAAUAAUGGUUCUCAAAUCCCUGUCGAUUUAUCUCUCAGCAAGCCUAGAAUAUUGCCCUUCCCUAACAGUCAGGCCCAAGCCCAAGCCCACCAGAUACCCUCUUCAUGA
This is a messenger RNA of Sphenostylis stenocarpa, 966 nucleotides long. The record is from the annotation of a GenBank genome assembly. Lineage: Eukaryota; Viridiplantae; Streptophyta; Magnoliopsida; Fabales; Fabaceae.